Messenger RNA from Pieris brassicae (large cabbage white), 1206 nucleotides. RefSeq names its product RYamide receptor-like. The record is from RefSeq and is a predicted model, not a curated record. Gene Ontology annotation, biological process: neuropeptide signaling pathway. Gene Ontology annotation, molecular function: neuropeptide Y receptor activity. Lineage: Eukaryota; Metazoa; Arthropoda; Insecta; Lepidoptera; Pieridae. Gene Ontology annotation, cellular component: membrane. Bases 1 to 1206 code for a protein of 401 amino acids. The transcript is spliced from 5 exons.
AUGUCCAUGUUUUACGUGGGCGAGAAUACAACACUUAGCUAUGUAAUAUUGUGCGGGACUGAAUAUUUUCAAAAUGACACGCUCAAUGCCACAUUUGGGAAUCACACCGGAACACCUACACAUUCCUGCGCUUCGAUCAAGAAAUCUGAAACGUUUUUCACCUCAUUCACAUUUCAUUUCUGCGUUUAUUUUAUGUACAGUAUCAUUUUUGCUACCGCCCUCUUCGGGAAUGGCCUUGUAUGUUUCGUCGUAAACAGCUCGACGCAAAUGAAGACUGUGACUAACCUCUUUAUUGUAAAUUUGGCUGUUGGUGAUAUCAUGAUGACAAUUUUUUGUGUUCCAUUUUCCUUCGUGUCGACGUUAGUACUACAAUAUUGGCCAUUUGGUCCCGUUAUGUGCAAAAUUGUGAAUUUCGCUCAAGCAGUUUCGGUUCUUGUCAGUGCGUAUACGUUGCUAGCAAUAUCUGUAGAUAGAUAUAUAGUUAUAACACAGCCAUUGAAGCCGAGAUUAGGAAAGAAUAUAGCAAAGCUGAUCAUUAUUGGCGUGUGGAUUGGGGCUAUGAUUACAGCGGUACCUAUAUUAGUAGUUUCGAGAUUACAGCGACCCACAAUAUGGCAUGAAGUUUGUGAAUUGGAUAUAUGUUCUGAGAUGUGGCCAGAACCAAAACAAAUGACACAUUACACGUGGGCUCUAUUGACACUGCAGUUUUUGCUUCCGCUAACAGUGUUGAUCAGUACGUAUACAAAGAUCGCCUGUAUGGUGUGGGGUGUACAGCCUCCUGGGGAGGCAGAUAUGAACAGAGAUUCUCGCAUCCAGCAUUCUAAAAGAAAGAUGAUCAAAAUGAUGGUGGCUGUUGUCACAGUUUUUACGAUAUGCUGGCUGCCGCUCAACGUAUUUCUGAUGUUCUGGAGUGCCCACGAGAAUGAUGAAGAAUGGAUUACAUGGCCAGGGAUGCCAUACGUCUGGUUCCUUUGCCACUGGCUGGCGAUGUCGCACUGCUGCUAUAACCCUGUCAUCUACUGUUACAUGAAUUCUAGGUAUCGCCGAGGGUUUCAAGAGGCACUGAAUAGACUUGUUUGCCGACACAAGAAUACCACAAUCUGUUCAAGCCAUCGAUUCAGUGUAUGCGAAGCAAUACCUUUGUCUGGUAAGUUCUAUUAUAGACAUGAGCUGGUGAAAGUCCAAAUAAGAAAAUGUUCACAGUGA